AUGCCGCUGCCGGAGAGGUGGUUUGUGAGCCCUCUGAAGCGGGCCGGCGAGACCUGUGGAAUCGAGUGGGGAUGGCUAUUUUCAAUGCCGAAGAAAGAACGGCAAGCGGGAAAGGGGCAUGGCAUGAAGGCAAUCGUAGUAGAGAAUCUGCGAGAACGCCUUCAUGUCCACCAAUGUGACGAACGCUCGUCCCGCUCCGCUCUGCAGCUCGACUUUCCGUUAUUCGAGUACACUACAGGAACGGCCGAGGAAGACGAACUUUGGCAGCCACAGGAAACGAGGGGGCGCAAGACAGAGGAUGAGCUUACAACUCGCAGUGGCGGGGGGAUGGACCAGGUGUUGGAUGUGAGUGAGGGGGCUACUUUCAUCAGCAUCACUUCACAUCCUGGCGCUCUUUGGGGUGUCUACAAGAUUUUGGGCGUACCUCCGAAAAGCCUGGUGGUGGGCGAAAUGAAUGUCCUUGUCCUUCGAGUCAAAAAGGUGACCGAGUAA
Molecule: messenger RNA, 492 nt
Organism: Cryptococcus amylolentus CBS 6039
Lineage: Eukaryota; Fungi; Basidiomycota; Tremellomycetes; Tremellales; Cryptococcaceae
Exons: 3
Coding region: 1-492 (163 amino acids)
Source: RefSeq, a predicted model, not a curated record